GGGGCGGGGCCUAGCGGGAAGGGGCAAGGCUCGCCAAGGGGCGGGGUUUAGAGCCCUCGAGUCUACACAGCCGAAGCCGGGGGGUGGGUCUAGCCAAAAGGGGCGGCGAGCACGGCCCGCGGGCGGCGGUCACUGGAACGGCUGUACUGGGCGGCUGACCGAGGGGCUGACGCGCGGCGGGGUAGACAGCUGGGGACUGCGGGCGGCACUGUGUCCGUCGCCAUGACAGAUAAGACGUAUUGUGACCGCCUGGUGCAGGACACGCCUUUCCUGACAGGCCAUGGGCGCUUGAGCGAGCAGCAGGUGGACAGGAUCAUCCUCCAGCUGAACCGCUACUACCCACAGAUCCUUACCAACAAGGAGGCGGAAAAGUUCCGGAACCCCAAGGCGUCCUUGCGUGUGCGGCUCUGUGACCUCCUGAGCCACCUGCAGCGGAGUGGCGAGCGGGACUGCCAGGAGUUCUACCGAGCCCUGUAUAUCCAUGCCCAGCCCCUGCACAGCUGCCUGCCCAGCCGCCACGCUCUGCAGAACUCAGAUUGCACACAGCUAGACUCGGGCAGCCAGAGCGGCGAGCUGAGUGACAGGGGUAACGCCUCCCUGCUGCCCCGCCCUCUCUCCCCCUCUCUCUUUACCCUCCCCAGGGCUCCAUCUCCGCCUCAGGGGCUUCUCCACCCCGAGUGUGGCUCCAUUCCUGGCCUUCUGUUGGUGACAGACCCCCUAAGGUGCUCGCUGGGGGCUCUUCAGGCAGCACCUCAGCCUGGCACCCCCACUCCCCUGCGCAGCCCCCGAGCCUCAGGACCCCACCCCUCUGAGGCCCAGGGGAGCCCUGUUCACGCUGGUUUCUCCCCAGGACCCAUGAGCUUCCUGGCUGGUCUGGGCCUUGCUGUGGGACUGGCCCUGCUCCUGUACUGCUAUCCACCAGACCCCAAGGGCCUGCCAGGGACCCGGCGCGUCCUCGGCUUCUCGCCUGUCAUCAUCGACAGACAUGUCAGCCGCUACCUGCUGGCCUUCCUGGCAGAUGACCUAGGGGGGCUCUGACAGACCCCGGACCCAGGGCCUCACCCACCACUCAACCAAAGAGUCUUCCAGCCGGCCCGCCAAGGGGACUGCUGCUGCUUUUUCUAAAUGCUUAUUUUUCAUUAUUUAUAAUUUGUGUAAAAAACACACCUUCGGCCAGGCGUGGUGGCUCACGCCUGUAAUCCCAGCAUUUUGGGAGGCCAAGGCGGGUGGAUC
Molecule: messenger RNA, 1233 nt
Organism: Piliocolobus tephrosceles (Ugandan red Colobus)
Lineage: Eukaryota; Metazoa; Chordata; Mammalia; Primates; Cercopithecidae
Gene: CARD19
Product: caspase recruitment domain family member 19
Exons: 5
Coding region: 223-1038 (271 amino acids)
Cellular component (GO): mitochondrion
Source: RefSeq, a predicted model, not a curated record